This is a messenger RNA of Oldenlandia corymbosa var. corymbosa, 3079 nucleotides long. The record is from the annotation of a GenBank genome assembly. Lineage: Eukaryota; Viridiplantae; Streptophyta; Magnoliopsida; Gentianales; Rubiaceae.
UUAAUUUCUCAUUUUUUCAGCAGCAAAAUAAAAAGGAUAACAUAAAUUAAAAUCAUUUUUUUCUGGAAAAUAAAGAGGCGCAAAUCCCACUCAAACCCAUUUCACUCAACUCCUCUUUCCAUUUUUCUACUCAAUUCAACUCUCAGAUUUGGAUAAUUACCCCCAAUUUUUCAAUCCUUCUUCCUCAUUGCAUGCGCCGAGACUUCGAUUAGGGUUUUCUGAUAAUUUGUAUACUUUAGGGAUGGAAGAUAUGGUGGAGGAAAUGGUAAUCGAUGUGGAUGAGGCGGCGAAGAAUGGAGAGACGAAGAAGACACUCAAAAGGAAGCGGGGCGGCGCCGGAGCUUUGGCGGACCCGUUACUGAACUUGGACGCGGAAGGGAAAUCUGCAAAAAUCCAGUCUUUGAGGGAGGAAUUGAACAGUCUGUUCAAGUUUUGCAAGGAACUGAAUGGGCGGAAGGGCAACGACGGAAGUGAUUUUAGUAAUAACAACUUUGAUGUGACGGUUGCGGUGUUGAUGGAGGAGAGUGGGCUUCCGUUGAACAAGUUGGUGGCGGAGAUUUUUGAGAAACUGAAGGGGAAUGGAAGCGGCGGUGACGGUGUUGGUAUUAGUAGCUUGAUUGGUGUGCAAAACCGUGUGCUUUCGAUUGGCCAGAGGGUUUCUUAUGGAAUUACCAGCGCCGAUGCUAAUAUUUUGGAGGACGAUUCAGAGUCUGCCCUCUGGUGUUGGGAGACAAAAGAUAUGAAGUUGCUGCCUAAAUCAUUGCGUCCCAUGCUGAAAGGUUGCCGGACAAUUCGGAAGAAAAUCCAGGAGAGGGUUUCUGCUAUUUCAGCAAUGAUCGCAGCAUUAGAAAAAUCAGAGAGCCAGCAGAACUCCCAAGAGUUGAUGAAAGCUUCGGAAAAGUUAAAUAAAUUAUUGAAUGAGACAGACAUUCGUAGUUUAGUUGAUUCUAUGGAGCAGAAUUUCAGGGAUGAAGUGGCAAAGAAAGAAGCAAGAAAAGAUGAGAAACUUCUAAUCAAGCAGUUGGAGAAAAACAGACGAGAGGAGGAGAAAGAAAGGAAAAGAGUGGAGCGAGAGCUGCAGAAGGAGAAGUUGCAAAAUGAAAAAGAGCGAAAGCGGUUGCAGUAUGAUGCAGAGAAGGAGGAGAGGAGACGUGAGAAAGAAGAAUCUGAAAUGAAAAAAUUGUUAAAGAAGCAGCAAGAGGAACUUGAAAAGGAUCAACGACGUAAGGAGAAGGAGGAAACCGAAAUGAAAAAGCAAUUAUCCUUACAAAAGCAAGCAACACUAAUGGAGCGUUUUCUUAAAGGAGCUAAAACAAAUUCAUGUAUCAAGAAUGAUCAACCUCUAAAUAAAGAAACACCUGUUGUGCCUCAGAGGAACAAAGGGUCACUUGAAUCAGUUACUUUGGCUAUGGACUCUGUACUUUCGACAAGUGAAGGACCAAAAGAAGAAGAUAUAUGGAAGCUCCACCUGAAUUCUUGGCGCCACAUAGGUAGUUCAGUUCGUUCAAACAGACAUGCACAUUGGAGCAUUCGCCGGAAACCUAAGACGGAACUAAUGAAGGGACUCAAGCUAUCUGCAAAUAGAGGACCGGCUAGAGAUGAUGAGAUGAAAACUGAGAAGGAAGUUGAUGGAUGGGUUGAAGCUGGGACUGGGACUGAUAGUAGAUCUUGUCUUGCAAAUACAGAUGGAAUGAUUGCUAACACCCAGGUUUAUGCGCACAGGAAAAAGUUGUUGCAGUUUGACAAGAGUCACAGGCCUGCCUUUUAUGGUGUUAUGUUGAAGAAAAGUCAAGUAAUAAGUGCACGCAAUCCUUUUGUUAAGGAUCCAGAAUUGGACUAUGAGAUUGAUAGCGAUGAGGAAUGGGAAGAGGAGGAACCUGGUGAGAGUUUAUCUGACUGUGAUAAAGACUAUAAAGAUGGAGAUGAAAGUAUGGAUGAAGGAUGCUCUAGGGGGGAUGACGAUGAUGAGAGUGAAGAUGGUUUCUUUGUUCCUGAUGGCUAUCUGUCGGAGAAUGAGGGAGUAGAGGUUGACAAAGUGGAUGCUGCUAACUUGGUUGAUGAGAUUUCCUGUUCCAAAGAGUCCACGCCAAAUGAGGUGUCUAGUCUGCUGGUUCGGCAACAAAAGUAUCUGCACAAGUUAACUGAGCAUGCUCUUCGGAAAAAUCAGCCCUUAAUAAUUCUGAAUUUCGGGCAUGAGAAAGCCCCUUUGCUAUCAGCCGACAAUGUCACUGGUCACGAGAACCUUGAGCAGAUGUGUUUACAAGCUUUGUGCAUACGUACAUUUCCAGAUGGGCCACAGGUGCAGAUUUCAUUUGUUAAUGAUAGAGAAGACGACAAUGCUUGCACUUCAAACAGCAAAGCAAGCUCCGCAGCUUCAGCUAAUGCGCCCACUGUAUCAGACUCUGAUUUGUCUGAGAUUGUUUGUUUCAUUCAAUCACAUUCAUACGGCAUUAACAAAGUGGUCGAAAUAUUACACGAGAAGUUUCCUACCAACUCCAAGUCUCAACUCCGAAAUAAAGUGCGAGAAAUAUCAGACUUUGUUGAUAAUCGUUGGCAGGUUAAGAAAGAGAUUUUGUUAAGGCUGGGGAUUACAAUAUCACCUGAAAAAGGGAGCGGAAGAACAAAGAACAUUGCCACCUUUUUUUCGAAACGGUGCAUGCCUCCUACUGGGAAGUCCGCCAAUCCAAAUGAAACCUCCCCACAGACAUUGCAGAAGUCUUCAGCUUCUUCUGGUCAGCCACUGGAGGGUCCUACUGCGCAAGAGCAUUAACCAGCUUCUUCUCCCCGUGGUUCACUCUAUCCAUUUUGUUAUCGAUAAUGUAGUCUGUAACUUAAAGAGGUCCUUGCCUUACAUGUAUCCAGCAUUCCAGCUUUAGUGUUUCCAAGUUGGUUGUAUCUAUUAAUUAUUAUUUUUUUAUUUUUUUUCUUGUUGAAACCCGUUUUUGGUUUUGGUUCUAUUAAUUUUGGUUCAGCAUCUUAGGGGUUUACCUACCAGGAUGGUUUUCAAUGCAUCUCGCAACAAAGAUUCCUGCAAUUUUGUUAUAGUUACUUACUGACGUCGUUGCCAAAGUAGGUAGGA